Molecule: messenger RNA, 1701 nt
Organism: Aspergillus affinis
Lineage: Eukaryota; Fungi; Ascomycota; Eurotiomycetes; Eurotiales; Aspergillaceae
Product: fungal specific transcription factor domain-containing protein
Exons: 4
Coding region: 1-1701 (566 amino acids)
Biological process (GO): DNA-templated transcription
Molecular function (GO): zinc ion binding; DNA binding
Source: RefSeq, a predicted model, not a curated record
AUGUCAACGGGGUUGCCUACGCCAGAGCAAAGUGAUAUGGCCACUCCUUCCCGGUUGAAGUCCCCCCGACCUCUCGCCUGCGUACCCUGCCAGCAGCGAAAGAACCGUCGGCGAAAAUGCUUUCCGGAGAGAGCCCUUUUGGAUCGCCUCCGGAAGUAUGAGUCUUUGCUCCGCCAGAAUAAUGUCAGAUUCGACCCGCUUCAUCGAGACCGCGUCGGCUCUGAAAGCAGUAAUGAUUCGGAUCAUGAGCAACAUGACGCCAGUGACACACAUUUGUCACAUCCUGUGAAUUCUUCAGGACCUAAGAAGUCUUACGAAGCGAAAUCCCAUUCAUAUCUUCCGGCUAUGGCAGAUCUAUCUCGUAAUGUCGAUCCUCUGCUCAAGGUCACUCAUACUCCAAGUCUCCAGGGGCGGAUUAUCGAGGCCGCCGGUAACCUUGCAAGCAUCAACCCGGUCCUCGAGGCGCUUAUUUUCGGCAUAUAUUGCAUGGCCAUAUUAAGCCUAUCUGUAGAUGACUGUCAGAACAUGUUUGGUUCUUCAAAAGAAGACCUUUUGGCCAAGCCCCAAUUUAGUUGUCAGCAGGCUCUAUCGAACUGCGAGUUCCUCAGGUCAAGUGAUCGCGACGCUUUAACAGCGUUCUACCUAUAUCUGGUCUCAUCAUUCUCUGAUAGAAAUCCUCGGUCCCUCUCUUCUAUGCUUACCAUUGCGAUCCGCAUAGCUCAACGCACGGGGAUACACAACGAAGCGACUCUAGCCAGAUACUCUGUGAUCGAGGCUGAAAUGCGCCGGCGGCUUUGGUGGUCGCUCGUGCUCUUUGACUCUCGCAUUAGCGAGAUAACGGAGUACAGUAUCACCGUGCUAGCUCCUACCUGGGACUGCAAGAUUCCCCUCAAUGUCAGCUAUUCGGACCUCCAAACAGAGAUGAAAGAGCCUCCGGUAGCCCGGGAACAAGCCAGCGAGGCUAUCUAUGCCGUUACACGCAGUGAACUUGGAGAAUUCAUCCAUCACGCACCAUUCCAUCUCGAUUUCACUAACCCGGCCUUGAAGCCCAUUGCCAAGGAUCUGCCAGAUGGAGGCGAUAUCGGCGCUCUGGAGAAGAUAAUCGAGAAGAAAUAUCUCGAAACCUGUGAUCCCCAGAAUCCACUCCACUUCAUGACUAUCUGGAUGACGCGAGCACAGCUCGCCAGAUACCACCUUGUCGAACAUUACUCGAAAUAUUCUAAUUCGUCUUCGCAUUCGAAGGAGUCGCAGCGCGAUGCUGCUAUGUCCCAUGCGUUGGGCAUGCUUGAAUGCGACACUAAGAUCAUGACAUCCCCUCUGACCAAACAAUUUCAUUGGUUUCUUCAUUCCAACUUCCCGUUCUUCGCAUACAUCUACAUCCUUCAGCGCCUGAAAGAGCGCCCUAUCAACACGCAAGCUGAACAGGCCUGGGAAGUAAUGAGUGACAAUUACGAAGCUCGAUUCGGUUCCCUGAAUGUAGUCGAUAAUCCUCUCUUCCGAACUUUUAUCCAAGUUGUGCUACCGGCCUGGGACUCCUUCGAGGUUGCUUUCAAACGGCAUGGAGAAUCAUUGUCUCCGCCAAGAAUUGUGUCAGAUAUCAGACAAAAGUUGACGGAAAUACCACGAGACACAGAGACCCCGGGUACGGAUUAUAACACUAUGACUGGACUGAAGGACCGUUUCACAGCCCAUGAGCUCUAA